CGUGAAAUUAUACGACGCGCUACUAUCAUGGCCGUGCGGAGAGACUAUGUUUAUUCUUCAACAGCAUUAGAUGGUUUGUUAUAGAAUUAGUAAAAACGUAGAGAAAAAUAUUUAACUCAUUGAAAUAAAUGCUUACUAUUAAGGUUGUGCAGUGUAUGUCUGCAGCUAAUAAGCAUGACAGACACGAAUAAAACCAACAAUACGCGAUCUACAGUAGAUGCAACCAAAGAAAUUCGGAGUCGAAUCGAGUCUUCGGAGAACAAAUUCAAAACAAAGAUAUAUUGUCCAUCAUUGAGCGCAUCGCUGUAUUGUGGAAAAAAUGUGGAAACCCCAAAACAUAGAUCAAGGAGAAGAUUUAAUUGUUGCCCCAAUGGUGACUCCCCAAGUGAAGCAGAUGCUCUGCAGGACAUCAUCUGGGAUCCUGCUUCACCACCUCAAAUGAGGACCGGAAAAGCAGCUGGAGAAAGUGACAGAGUUGUGGAAAUAUCUGAGAUUGUUAACAGAAUUGCACCAAAUGAAGAGAAGCCAGUGGAUAAAGAUUCAGUGCUUCACUGGAUUGGGGAUUCUGCUAUCCCCUGCACUCCAGAGAUUCAGCAACCCAGAGUUCGGCGGUUCUCAGCACGCCGGCAAUGUAACAAUGUUGAGGACCUGAUGAAACUCGCUAAGCAGUUUGACCUAAACAUGACUCGCCAACACAAAGACACUCUUAAGAGGCUACAAAAUAGUGAGGGUCUAAAUUGUAAAGACUUGCACAAGCUCAACAAUCUCACUGCCACCCACCCAGAAUCAAAGAGUAUUAGUGCUUCAAUUGGAGAAGCCAAGGGACUUGGCCAUGAGGAGGAGCUGCAUGCUCUGUUUGAUGGACCAACUCAGCAGUUGAGCGGGAGAUUAAGCCCUUUAUCCACUAAUUAUUCACAGGAGAGCAGGACUGAAAAACCAGCUACUCAUGAAAUGAGACCAACCACUUCAAACAGCAAGGAUCUUCCUGAAGAUGCUCAGGUGUCAAAAACAGAUUUUGAUGAUGAUUGGGAGAAUGAUGAUCUUCUGAGUGACUUUGUGCUGGAGGUGACUUCGAACCAUCUUUUAAGCCCUUGUAUGGGAAAACCUACUAGUCAUAUAUGGUCUGCUGGUUACAAAAAAUGUGAACCCAUGAUGCCAGCGAGUUCCUCUGGAGCAAGCAGCAGAGCUCACACAAUUACCAGCCAUUACACAAGGAAUUUAUCAGAAACUUACACCAAUCCUAGUUCUUCUAGGGCAGAUGGUCCGAUCCGGUCUGGUGCAAUUACUCAACUUUCAAAAACCACCCCUGAUUUGGUGAACACAGAUUCAGGAUAUCAGAUAGCACACAUACAGGGUGGAAAGCAGCAGACAUUUAUGACCACUGUUGGCCCAGAAGCAAAAGAUAUAGCCAGUUCAUCUGGAACAACAGGGAAAGACUUAGACCCUCUUUGGUGUGAUAGAGAUGAUGAUGACGAUGAUCUGCUUUGUCAGGCCUGUGACGACCUGGAGCGAAUCGCAGAUGUUAAAGAGAAGCUAAGAGAUAAGAAUUCAACCAAGACCUCAUAUUCUUCACCUGAAGUACCUUCAUCCACCAUCACUACUAUUUCUUCAAGCAUGAAAAGAAACCUUAGAACUGUUCAGCUUCAGCAGCCCACAGAACAUAGACAGCCAGUGUGUGUUUUUGCACGCUCACAUUCAAUACCGGGUGCUUCAGGUAUUCAUGGAGACAAGCAAAGCUUUUCUGAAUCAGCAAGUGACUUACAAGUAUACCACUUUUCUCAGAAAAGCAAACAGUACCCUUUUACUCAGCUGAUGCAUGCUACAGGACCAUUUGGUGAAAGCACCUACAAUUCCACUUUCAAGAGGCAUCAGUCUGAUCCAGGGACAUUGAGGAACAAAGUGUUCAUCACAGCACAGCCAGCAGUGAUUUGCUCCGCUGCUGAGAUUGAAAAGAAGAAGCAGGAAGCUAUAGCAAGGAGGAGAUUGCGACUGCAAGCCACUCUGAAGCCUGAUGCUCCCACAUAACCCACCACAGAGGAGCUUAAAUUCUUAAAUUAAGUGCUAUCUGCCCUCUGAUAUCAAAUUAAAGUUUUGGUCUCUGAUUCUGUGUUAAAAAACAAAAAGUCCUUUUUCUUUUUCACUUUCAUCUAGCUGCUUCACUUAAUCCAGAGUAAGGUGCUAAUUUGUGUUGAAACACUAAACAAACCAUGUUUUUCGUUAUUUGUUUAGUGUUAGAAAAUGUUCUAAUACAAAUAUCUUCUAACAAACGGAAACAAAGUGACAGUUCUUAAUCAUUAAGAAAUAUCUUCUAGAGGAAUUUAUUCUCUAUAAUUGUACACUCUGGUUCCACCUUUAGUCACAGCAGAACCCUGUCUGAUCUUGUGAUGUGUGUUAAACUUUUCUUUUUUCUGUUGUCUUUUUUGUUUUCCAUCACUUAGCAGUGGCUGUUUAUUCUGUGGUUUGUCUGCAAAUGAUUGUCAUGAUAAAGUAUAGAUAAUUUUAUUGAUUUGUGUUCUUGGGAAAGGCAAACCUUUCCAUUUCAUAUAAGAGACUUUCCAAGCUCAGAGUAGGUUGAUUACAAGCUCUGAGAACCUGUGAAAUUGCCAUUCCAAUUGAGAAAUUAAGCAAAUCUCUGUAUUUAUUAGUGCAGCUUAUGGAUUAAAAUGUAUUUAAUCCAAUUUUCUUUUUUUGUAUUUCUGAACUAUGAUAUUUUGGUAACCAAACUUCCUUUCAAUUUAAGUUUUUAGAUCUUCUACACAUAUUGCAGUAUGCUCUUAUUUUUCCAGACUUUAAGAACAUCCCACAUGCUCUACAUUGAUGAUUGUUUUAUUUUAUAUGACAAUUCAUCAAUGUUAUGUAACUCUACCAUUUUGUGUUUAAUGGUAUUAAAAUGUCACAUUUUUUUGCACAUUAAAUGAAAAGCCUCUGUCUUCACCACACCUGGUGCCUUGUACAUGCUACAAUGUUUUUCAUUGUUUCCCCAGGGGAUUGUGUAUCAUUCAGAUCUGGAUCCUUGCCAUUUUCAGUUGUUGAAUACACAGAUGUGUGUGCCCCUGUGUUCCUGGGUUUAUGCUCUCUAAGGCAAGGCUUGCAUGCACUGAAUUCUCCCCUGCUCCUUCUUAUUGACUGUAAAUCAGUUUCACAGUAAUUUGGCAUGGGGAUGAAGGCUUUUUUUAAUUACUGUGAUUAUGGUUAUGAUGAUGACUCCAAUUUAUUCCAAGCAGAAACAGGUGUUGAGUUGCUACAAUAUACAAGUUGUUGAAGGAUUUUCAGUUAUGUGGUAUAAUCAGACUGCCAGUAGACAGUGUAAUGAAUUCUUCAAAACCUUUUUCCCCUCUUGAAAACCAGAGAGCAAUUACUGAUUAUUGCGAUGGACUGGUGCCAUACCAAGUCAGCUUUGUGCCACCGGGGCGUUCACCUAUGGAAGAAACGUACUCUAACUGUAGUGAUUAAGGCAAAUUACUAUACGUCGAUGCAAGAGAUAAUUUGUUUUAUUGUUAUUGAGGUGUAAGCUUAAUGUUUCUGGUUAAUCUAAAUGUUCUAACAAAAACAAGUGGACCUUGCUUAAAAAACAAUCCAGGGUUGUUUUUAAAAAUUGCUGGCAAAUAUUAAUAAUUUAUUAAACUCCUAAAAAAUUAAACAUUUUAAAUGAAAAUACAAUCUAUAUCUUAUCAUCCUAUAUGGUUGAACAAUAUCUCACAAAACAUUACUGCAUUAAACCAUGCUUCAGCAAUACCUGCUGCAGGUUAUUGCCCAGACAUAUGACUAAUACAGAAAGCAGUCAGGUGAGGGUCAGAGGGGGCUGAAGUUGUCAUCAUGUUAAAUGAACUGUAAAUAUUUUCAGUGUGUCAUUAGCAUCUUAGAUUUGUUUCAACAAGGCUUACAUGAGGGCUCUGUGCAUAGGCCCCCAGGUAUGAACAGGCAAAUGCGCACACACAGCUUGAGUGUCUGUGCUGAGGAAUGUUCUAAUG
Tachysurus fulvidraco (yellow catfish) is the source of this 3971-nucleotide messenger RNA. RefSeq names its product ETAA1 activator of ATR kinase b (gene etaa1b). The record is from RefSeq and is a predicted model, not a curated record. The coding region runs from base 175 to 2025 and encodes 616 amino acids. NCBI's taxonomy places the organism in Eukaryota, Metazoa, Chordata, Actinopteri, Siluriformes, Bagridae. The transcript is spliced from 6 exons.